CAUUUUGCCGGCGUUUAGUGAUAGUGCCAAUAGUAAACUAAGAAUCUGGCCGCAUCGCGGCGAUCAUCCAUUAUUUAGUGAACAGCAGAGUUAAAGGCGGCAAUAUGUAUUUAUAUAAUCUCACGCUGCAAGGCUCUACGUCUAUAACUCAUGCAGUGCAUGGUAAUUUUUCGGGCACAAAGCAACAAGAAAUCGUGAUAUCACGAGGGAAAAUCUUGGAGCUAUUGCGGCCUGAUCCAAAUACUGGAAAAGUGCAUACUCUGAUGAAGGUGGAGAUAUUCGGAAUCAUUCGGUCUAUGAUGGCGUUUCGUCUAACUGGUGGAACAAAAGACUAUAUUGUCAUUGGUUCAGACUCUGGUCGUAUCGUUAUUUUGGAGUACAUUCCAGCCAAAAAUAUUUUAGAAAAAGUACACCAAGAAACAUUUGGAAAAUCAGGAUGCCGACGCAUUGUCCCUGGACAAUAUUUAGCUAUUGAUCCUAAAGGAAGAGCAGUCAUGAUUGGUGCUAUUGAAAAACAAAAAUUGGUAUAUAUUUUAAACAGAGAUGCAGAAGCUAGAUUAACAAUCUCAUCCCCAUUAGAGGCUCAUAAGUCAAACACUUUGGUAUACCACAUGGUUGGUGUGGAUGUUGGCUUUGAGAACCCUAUGUUUGCUUGUCUAGAAAUUGACUAUGAAGAAGCUGACUCUGACCCCACAGGGGAAGCUGCUCAAAAAACUCAACAAACAUUGACUUUCUAUGAAUUGGAUUUGGGUUUGAACCAUGUGGUUAGGAAAUAUUCUGAACCUCUGGAAGAACAUGCUAACUUCCUGAUAACAGUGCCUGGAGGCAAUGAUGGCCCUUCUGGAGUACUCAUCUGUUCUGAAAAUUAUCUUACAUACAAAAAUCUUGGUGAUCAACAUGACAUUAGAUGUCCAAUACCUCGACGGCGCAAUGAUUUAGAUGAUCCUGAAAGAGGCAUGAUAUUUGUUUGCUCAGCAACGCAUAAAACAAAAUCAAUGUUCUUCUUUUUGGCACAAACUGAGCAGGGUGAUAUAUUUAAAAUUACUAUAGAAACAGAUGAAGAUAUGGUCACAGAAAUUAAACUUAAAUAUUUUGAUACAGUACCAGUGGCAACAUCAAUGUGUGUACUUAAAACUGGGUUUCUGUUUGUUGCUUGUGAAUUUGGAAACCACUAUUUAUACCAAAUUGCUCACUUGGGUGAUGAGGAUGAUGAGCCAGAAUUCAGUUCAGCUAUGCCUUUGGAAGAAGGUGACACAUUCUUUUUUGCUCCAAGGCUACUGAGAAACCUGGUACUGGUGGAUGAACUAGAUUCACUUUCUCCAAUAUUAGCAUGUCACGUCGCCGAUUUGGCUGGUGAAGAUACUCCUCAAGUAUACUUAGCAUGUGGGCGUGGCCCAAGAUCUUCAAUAAGAGCAUUAAGACAUGGAUUAGAAGUAGCAGAGAUGGCGGUCUCGGAACUACCAGGUUCCCCAAAUGCAGUAUGGACUGUUAGACGGCACAAAGAUGAGGAAUAUGAUUCUUACAUCAUAGUAUCAUUCGUAAAUGCCACACUUGUACUCUCUAUUGGGGAAACUGUUGAAGAAGUAACAGACUCUGGCUUUUUGGGAACUACACCAACUUUAAGUUGCCAUGCAUUAGGCAACGACGCGCUGGUCCAGGUCUAUCCUGACGGUAUCAGGCACAUAAGAGCUGACAAACGCGUCAAUGAAUGGAAAGCGCCAGGAAAAAAAUCCAUUGUAAAAUGCGCCGUAAAUCAAAGACAAGUAGUCAUAGCGUUAACAGGUGGAGAACUUGUUUAUUUCGAGAUGGACCCUACUGGUCAGCUAAAUGAAUACACCGAACGGAAGAAGCUAUCUUCAGAUGUAUCAUGCAUGGCACUGGGAUCUGUAGCAACUGGUGAACAAAGAGCUUGGUUUUUAGCAGUUGGUCUCAGUGAUAACACUGUUCGGAUAAUCUCAUUGGAUCCAUCUGAUUGUCUAUCUCCUAGAUCUAUGCAAGCCUUACCAGCUGGAGCAGAAUCAUUGUGUAUUGUUGAACAACCAUUUGAAUCUGGGGCAAAGUCUGCAUUACAUCUCAAUAUUGGGCUUAGUAAUGGAGUAUUACUAAGAACAACUUUAGACUCCGUUAGUGGUGACUUGGCAGAUACCAGGACAAGGUACCUUGGAUCGAGACCAGUGAAACUAUUUAAAGUAAGAGUGCAGGCAACUGAAGCUGUGCUUGCUGUUUCGUCUAGAACAUGGCUUGGUUAUCAUUAUCAAAACAGAUUCCAUUUAACACCACUAUCAUAUGAAUGUUUGGAAUAUGCAGCUGGAUUUAGUUCAGAACAGUGCGCUGAAGGUAUUGUUGCAAUCUCAUCAAAUACUUUAAGAAUUUUGGCACUUGAAAAACUGGGCGCAGUCUUUAACCAAACUUAUGUGCCACUAGAGUAUACUCCUAGGAAAUUUGUCAUCAACAACGACAACAACCAUAUAAUAAUACUAGAGACUGACCAUAACUCUUACACAGAAGAUAUGAAGAAACAAAGGCGAGUACAAAUGGCACAAGAAAUGAGGGAAGCAGCAGCUGGCGGCGGGCCUGAAGAGCAACAACUUGCUAAUGAAAUGGCGGACGCUUUUCUCUCUGAUGUUUUACCUGAAAAUAUAUUUUCAUCACCCAAAGCGGGAAUGGGUAUGUGGGCGUCUCAAAUUCGCGUAGUGGACAUGGGUAUAGGUGGGGGGCAACCCAACACUCUAUUCAAAUUACCACUGGAGCAGAACGAGGCGGCGGUGAGCGCGUGCGUGGUGAGGUGGGCCGCGCACGCCACGCACGCCGCCCAUGCGCACACGCAUCUAGUCGUAGGAGUCGCCAAGGAUCUCGUACUGUCACCACGCUCCUGCACUGAAGGCAGCCUGCAUGUAUACAAGAUUUACAAUACAGGCAAGUUAGAAUUAGUACAUAAAACUCCAGUGGACGAGUACCCUGGUGCCGUCGCAGCAUUCAACGGAAGAUUACUAGCGGGCGUAGGUCGUAUGCUUAGGCUAUACGACAUCGGCAGACGAAAAUUAUUACGAAAAUGUGAAAACCGACACAUUCCAAAUCUUAUUGCUGAUCUCAAAACCAUUGGCCAAAGAAUUUACGCUGCCGACGUACAAGAAUCUGUAUUCUGUGUCAAAUACAAAAAAAGGGAAAACCAAUUGAUCAUAUUUGCAGACGACACGAAUCCUAGAUGGAUAACCAAUGAAUGUAUCCUGGAUUAUGACACUGUUGCUAUGUCAGAUAAGUUUGGCAAUGUGGCUAUAAUGAGAUUACCACAGUCUGUAUCUGAUGAUGUGGAUGAAGAUCCCACAGGAAACAAAGCACUUUGGGACAGAGGUCUGCUGAAUGGGGCAUCACAAAAAGGAGAAAUAGUAGUCAAUUUUCAUGUUGGCGAAACUAUAACAUCAUUACAAAGGGCCACUUUGAUUCCUGGUGGAUCUGAAGCGCUGCUUUAUGCAACGAUCAGUGGAUCUUUAGGAGUACUUCUACCAUUCACAUCUAGAGAAGACCAUGAUUUCUUCCAGCACUUAGAGAUGCACAUGAGAAGCGAAAAUCCACCACUCUGCGGGCGCGACCACUUAUCAUUCAGGAGCUACUACUACCCUGUAAAGAAUGUCAUUGAUGGCGACUUAUGUGAGCAGUUCAACUCUUUGGAUCCUGCAAAACAGAAGGCGAUUGCGGGAGACCUCGAAAGAACACCUGCUGAAGUAUCCAAAAAACUAGAAGACAUUAGAACGAGAUAUGCAUUCUAACUUGCUGUGUUUAAUUUGUAUUUUAAUUGAUAAGAAUAAAUUU
This is a messenger RNA of Diatraea saccharalis (sugarcane borer), 3810 nucleotides long. Lineage: Eukaryota; Metazoa; Arthropoda; Insecta; Lepidoptera; Crambidae. The record is from the annotation of a GenBank genome assembly.